Molecule: messenger RNA, 2501 nt
Organism: Haplochromis burtoni (Burton's mouthbrooder)
Lineage: Eukaryota; Metazoa; Chordata; Actinopteri; Cichliformes; Cichlidae
Product: GTPase IMAP family member 6-like
Exons: 8
Coding region: 49-1179 (376 amino acids)
Molecular function (GO): GTP binding
Source: RefSeq, a predicted model, not a curated record
AGAGACGCUGCUGAAACCCACAGCACUCUUCAUUAAACAUUUGCCAAGAUGAAUUCUCCUGAGCCUUCUCAAGCCAGGAAUCAAACCACAUCCAUCUCAGAGCAGACUGCCCCACCAGCAGAGGCACCUGGACAAGACAAAGGAGCAACUAAUCAGAAUACACCCAGCUCAGAGCAGCCUACCACACCGGCAGAAAAAGCACGUGUACAAGACAAAGGAGUCAGUACUCAAAGUACAUCCAGUUCAGAACAGACUGUCCCAACUGCAGAAGAAGCAGCUGUACAAGAGAAGGGAGCAAAUAAUGAAAAUACACCCAGCUCAGAGCAGACUACCAAACCAGCAGAAAAGGCACUUGUGCAAGAAAAGGGAGUCAGUAAUCAAAGUACAUCCAGCUCAGAACAGACUGUCCUACCUGCAGAAGAAGCAACCGUACAAGAAAAGGGAGCCAGGAAUCACAGUACAUCCAUCUCAGAGCAGACUGACCCGCCAAGAGGAAAAGGACCUGGAAGAAACAAGGGUGUGCUUCAGAAAACUACAUCUAAUUCUGAAACUGAGAGGGGCAGUGAUGCAAAGGAAGACAUCAUAUUUAACAUCAUUCUGCUGGGACAAACUGGGACUGGGAAGAGUGCGACUGCAAACACCAUCCUGGCUGCUGGGAAGCACCACAAGGACAAAGGCCAGGGUUUUGAAGCCAAGCCAAGCUCCAUACCAAUCACCACCAAGUGUAAGGACAAAAUAAUCGAGAUAUGUGGAACAAAAGUUAGACUGGUCGACACCCCAGACUUCUUUUAUGAAGAUAAACCUAUAGAGGAGGCACAAGUAGAGGAGUGUAAGAGGUACUGUCAGGAAGGUCAGUGUGUAGUGUUACUUGUGAUACAGUUGGGCAGGUUCACAGAUGGUGAAAUAGGAAUAUUAGAGAAACUGGAAGACAAGCUUGGCUGGAAAAUCAGGAAAAACACAAUUGUCCUAUUUACACAUGGAGAUGAUUUGAAAGGCACAGUGGAUCAGUUUAUCGGCAACAGGAGUUGUCUCAAGCACAUUGUGAAAUCUUGUAACAAUCGUUACCAUGUAUUCAAUAACAACUCCAAGGAUACUAAACAAGUCAGGGAGCUCUUUGAUAAAUUUCGUGAAGAAAGCUUUUUAAACUCAAAACCACAUUCACAGUGCCCUUUAUUCUAGCUACUGCUGAUUCAGGGGUGUGAAGUGUAAUUUUCUGAUGGCAUGUGAACUAAUUUUACAUUAAACCUAGAUAUCAUGAUUUGCCAUUUUGUUUCAUCUUGAAUAUUUAGCCAAACUGAAAGGACAUUAGUAAACAAUGUAUAAUUUUUCAUCAGACUGCCAAAGUUGGUGAUACAACCUCUAGCUCUUAUGUAUGUAUAUGAAAUAGUGCAGUCAGUUAUAAAGACUAACUUUAAAAGACUUAGAAACAUGCUGAGGAGAGCUUGCUGUGAAAUUAAAGUGGUUCCUAAGCAACAUACAGAUUAAAUGUUUAUGAAUAAAUUGAAUACAUUUUUGAUUUUAUUUACCUAUUUUUUUUCUGUGACUGAUGUUUGGACAACACAAAAGACUUCAAACUGGAAAUGCAGUGAAAAAUAAAUUAUACAACACACUCACAUAGCCUUAACACAUGUUAAAGCUAUAAUAUGCUUCUACUUAUUCCAUUACUGGCUCAUUAGUGUGUUCUCGAGUUUUUGCUGAAAUGCGCAUUGGGGAAGUGAAAACAAACUGAAAGAAUAGAAGCUUCAAACUUCUAUUUUCCACUGUAUCAUCAUAUGAAAAGUUGCAGCUUUUUAUGUUUGUAGCCUGAUAAUUCAAAUUUCAUUAGAUCUGACUGUUAUCCCUUCCAUAUCACAUCUACCUCAGUGCUUUUUCUCUAGCUCAGUGAAUUCCUCUCUAGUCCCUAAAUGGAUCUUUCAGGCCAAAGCCGCCUUCUAAAAAUGCAUGGGCAUCUGGUAUUCUAAUGAUAGCUUGUUUUACUAAACAAUAAAUGUACCAAUAGCAUACAGAAUAAAUAGGCUAAACACAAAUAAAAGUUAUUAUUCAGAGGACAAAGGUGACACGUGGCCGUUUGUAAUUUGCAGGUGUUUGUCAAUUUAAACAUACAUUCAGUUUCUCCUCUGAAUGUGCAAUGAAUGUAGUAUUGUAGAAAAAAAGUCAUCAAUAUAUACAUUAUCAUUUGGCAUUAAUUUUCUCGCUGUUCUUUUUUUUUCUUGUUUCUGUGCAAUAAACUGCCACUGCUACCUGUACUCUUGCUCAUGAACACAUUCAUUUAUGAUAACAUUACUACUACCAUCAGUGAAAAGGUGCUGUUAACCGUACUGCUUUAUUUUGCAAUGGACAUGUAACUGUGUAUGAAUAUUUUGCUAAAACUGUCAGAAGGAGUGCCUGAACUAGAAAAAAGAAUGUUUGCAAAAGUUAAUCAAACAUCACAUCAUCAGCUAGCUAUAAAAUAAUAGACCAUUAUUAGCCAACACUUUAAAGUCUUUGUUAUAUUUGUCAGA